AUGUCUGAGCUUAAAAACAACGAGGUGCCUUGUGACACAGAAGGAUGCUCAGAGCAGGAGGCUGAUACUGUCUCGUUAUUACCUGUGGAUGUAACCAUGGUGCCAUCCGUACAGAUCGGUCUGGGCCUUGUUCCAGAGCCACCUGCUGAACACGAGCAAGAGAAAAAGCUGCAGUCGGUAGUGCAAGAUAAUGACAAGGUGGAUGGGACAGGUGACAUAACUGAUGAUGCAACGGAACUUAUUACAGAUGCAGCGCCUGCUGGGUCACCAAGGCAGCAGCAACGGCGAUGCCGUAAAGCAAAGAUAUUUAAGCUACAUGCUACGCCCAUGAAGGUAAUGAUAUUCUAUUAUUCCCUUACCGCAGCGCUUCCAACUAUGGAUAUAGCAACAAGCACAGUCGCAAUGCCUGUUAUCGCAAAAGAGUACGGUAUUGAUAUCUCGUUAACACAGUGGAUUACCGUUGCCAUGAACCUUGGCUGUGCAGUCUCUGGAACAAUCUCGGGAAAGUUCCUGGAACGAUUUGGUUCAAUUAAUAUGUUCCUUUGCUGGGCCUUCCUGGCAACGCUUAGCAGUCUGUGCUCUGCCUUCAUGCCAGAGUUCUAUUCUCUCUUAGUUAUGCGCUUCAUCACUGGUAUUGCAUUGACAGGCAUGAACGUCACUAAGGGGUAUCUUUUCCGAUUGCUGCCAUUCCCAGAAAGGGUUAAGCUGGGCUUGUUCUUGACCAUUAUGCUGUUCGAUUUGGGGGCUAUCAUUUCGCCGCUUAUAGCAGGAUUUAUUAUUGAGCAUAUGAGUUGGCGUGCUUGCUAUAUCGUCUGUGCGGUGCUUUCUGCGAUCACAUUUUCCAGCAUGGCUUUUGUAUAUGAUCCGUUUACACGGGCAGAAAAGCGUAAGACAGACUUUGGUGGCAUCAUUCUAUUAUCCUUUGCGUACAUUGUUUCGUCUCUCAGUGCUAGUGUCCUAGGCCAGCAGAUCUUUCUUAUUGGCUCAAUCCUGUUCAUAAUAGGGUGCUUGCUAUUUGGCUUCUUUAUUUUCCUAGAGAAGCGAGUUACUCAUCCACUUAUUCCUUUGAAAAUAUUGACCGGACCACUGAAGGCGUUAUUGAGCAUUCACUUGCUUGCUGCAUUUUAUCGCAAUGCCACACGCAUGCUUGUUCCAUUCAUAUACUCAGUUAUUUAUGAACAAUCCUCUGUGUUUGUUGGUAUAUUGAAUGCCGUCUUUGGCCUAAUGGAUAUCUUAACAGCUACAAUUCUUCCUAUCCUUGACAAACGGUACACGACACGCAGGAUCUUUUCAGUCUGCUUUAUGGGUAUAACUGCUUGCACAGCAGCGUUUCCGUUUGUCACGUACAACAGCUUUUAUCCCUCUAUAGUUCUAUUUGUGGUGGCCUUUGCAUUCCUUAACAUAGUGACCUCUAUGUCAUGGGCAGUCAUCCUCACGACGGCGCCUGUGUCCCAACUUUCUGUCAUCUCUGUACUACCAAACCUGUCCAAGACCCUAGCGUGUAGCGUGGGCACUUGUAUUGUUUCUUCUCUCCAUUCCAUCAUGUUACAGGGAGACUAUGGCGCUCUCUACCCAGUUGUUGGUGAUCCGUACUACAAUAAGAGCUAUGCACGAGCAACAAGCGUGUGUAUGGGACUCAUGUUCAUAAGCAUUUUCUUAACAACGCUCAUUUGUGUGCUAGGACUAUCUAACUAUGAAGCUGAUCGAGGAAAGAAAGGAUUUUCUGAAAAGAGGUUUGUGACAUUCAAGGAUGCAUAG
Molecule: messenger RNA, 1758 nt
Organism: Giardia duodenalis
Lineage: Eukaryota; Fornicata; Diplomonadida; Hexamitidae
Product: Multidrug resistance protein B
Exons: 1
Coding region: 1-1758 (585 amino acids)
Biological process (GO): transmembrane transport
Molecular function (GO): transmembrane transporter activity
Source: RefSeq, a predicted model, not a curated record